Paramecium octaurelia is the source of this 2970-nucleotide messenger RNA. NCBI's taxonomy places the organism in Eukaryota, Ciliophora, Oligohymenophorea, Peniculida, Parameciidae. The record is from the annotation of a GenBank genome assembly.
AUGGUUAAUUUCGAUUAACUCUUAGAGGAAUCAUUAAAAAUGGGUUCUUUCUAGAAAAAGUCUCUAUUAGUGGUUUCGUUGAUAGACUUCUCAGAUGGAGUUGAGAAGACAAUUAUUGGUAUUAUGUUAACUAUAUUAUCACAUGAAUGGAAGUUGGAUUAAAGUGAAGUGUCCAAUUUGGCAAGCAUUUAUUUUAUUGGAAUCGUAGGUGGCACUAUGUUUUGUGCUUUCAACACCGACACAAUUGGAAGAUAAAGAACAUUAAUGUUGAGUAGUAUGAUUGGUUUUGUUUGUAUGUUAUGGAUGAGCUUAGCAUAAACAUAUUUAGAAAUGUUCUUACUGCGUUUAGGAUUUGGUUUUAUUUUUGGAACAACCAUACCUUUGGGUCACAUUGUUAUAACAGAGAUAAUCCCUGCAAAUAUAAGGGGGUCAGUUAUGACCUUUGUAGCAUCCGUGUUCAUAGUAGGCAAGAUUUAUUGCACAUUCUUAUGCAUGGCUUUAUUAUAAGGAUUUGAUGAAGGACAUUGGAGAAUAUUAGUGGCAUUAAAUUCAUUACCUUUGCUAAUAUGCUGCAUAGGAUCUGUAAUGUACUUGAGAGAGUCACCCAGGUAUUAUUUGGUUAAAUAACAAUAUCAAUAAGCAUUUGAAGAAAUAGAGUUAAUUGCACUAUAAAAUAAUUCUAAAAAUUUUUAAUUAACAAAUAACAUGAAAGAAGGCUUGAUUGAAAACUCAUAAUAAAUAAUAAGGUCAGAAACCAAUUUUAAAUAACUAUUUAGAGGUAAGUAUGAAGGAUUCACUAUUAGAAUGUGGGUGGUUUUCAUUUUGACUUCCUUCAUAGAGUGCUCUCUUUACAUUCUAAUGCCUUUUUGGUUGCAUCAACACAAUAAAGGAUUUGAAAUCAUCUUAUUUAUGAUGAUAUCUGAACUGUUUGCCAAUAUGUGUAUUUACAAAGUUAUCGACAGUAAGAUCUUUGGGGGUAGAUAAAAACUAGUGAUAUAUAUAGCAUUGAUAAUUGGUGUGAUCUCAUUAAUCACUUACAUAUAAGGAGAGGAAUUGUUAGUUUUUGGAAUGACAACAAUCUCAUUUUUUUUGAAGAUGAUGUUCACAACUGAGAUGGUUAUAAUGAAUGAGAAUUAUACAACUUAAUUUAGAUCAAUGGGAGUAGGAUUAACUUAAACAGUUGGUAAAUUUACAGGAGCAGUAAUUCCAUUUAUUAUAUUUCCUAUAUUCAAAAUAAACCCAUUCUUGCCAUUCCUGCUCUAUUUCAUUUGCAUGUUAAUCUAAGCUAUUUUUGCCUACCAAUUUCCAUUUGAUAUGACGCAAGUAUAAUUGGACUGUGUAAAAGUAUUUUCUUGACUAAAAUUAUUAUAUAUAUAUAAUGUUUUCAGAAAUAAUACCUUCAUUAAUGGAUUAUUCCCAACAUCUGGAUCGUACCAUAAAAGAAUUGUAGUAACAGAUUUUGUAAAUGGAAACUAUAACCAAUAAAACUAACUCGCAUAAAAGACCACUUGAAAUGAAAUAUUUAUCUCACAAAUCUUCUGUUCCAUCUACUCUCCCAGACAUUAACAAUGAUAUUGAUAAAAUCCUAUAAACAGCUGAACAAUUUUUAACAGAUCCCAAUAAAACAUAAAUUGAACCUAAGAAAUAAGAAAAGCAAGAUUAUGAAUAACCAAAAAGAAAAUUAGAAUCAUACAAAUAGCCAAGCAACAAAAAAUAAGUUCUCUCUCGCAAAGUAAGUCAAAAAAAGUUAUCACCCUCUAAAUUGUCAAUGCACAAAAGAUCUGGAUCUUUAUACAAAUAAGAAGUGACACCAAAAGUUACUUAGGUUCAACCAAAGUUUUCAAUGCAAUAAAGAGAAUCCACUAAAUCAUUCAAAGAUCAAAGCCGAUUAAUCAAGCAAUCACCCACUAAAUCAAUUCAUGAGAAGAAUUCAAUCCUUAUUGAAGAUUAGAGUAAAGCCAAACCACCUAUUCCUUCUGUUAACCCAGUUCGAAAAUAACCAUCAUAGCCUUAUUUGUAAUUGCAACCCAUUCCUUAAUAAUAGUAAUAGUAACAAAAUUUGAAUUCCUCAUACACACAAGCACCAACAAAUAAUAAGAUUGAAAACAACUAAUAACAAUAGUAAAAUGCAUUGAAGAAGUUUGAUUUCAAUGGGUACAAAGAAUUGAGCAGGUUGAAACGAAUGAAGGAUGCCAUUUUUGUUGAAUAUCAAUAAAGCUAUACAUAUUUUAGAGAAAAAGAAUAAAAAGCGAGAGCUAGAUUUCUUACUAAAUUCCAUUAACACAUGAAUGAGAGAAAGAAGUUGUUAUAAUAAUCUGCUUAUGGAGAUAGGCAAACCUUCUUCUUCCUUAGUGAUCAAAUCCAUCCAUAAUUCUUUUCUUUUAUUGAAGAACAAUUGACCAUCGGGUAACCAAAAACUCUUCUGAUCCUUAAAUAUUGUGAAUAAGUUCAAAAAACCAUUGACUCUAUUGAAGUAAGACUAUUUUCUAUAUUCAGUUUGAUGAUGAACUGCUAAAGAACCUUAAGAGAGCCAAUAAAUAAAACAUUUCCAAGAUAUCAUUAUCAGAAUUGGUUGAAGUAUUUAAAUUAUGGAGUCAAGUCUAAAUCAUUCGAUAGAAUUAUCAAUAACUCACACAAUUUAUUUAGCCUAUACCAGAAUUAACUUAUGACUUGAUUUAGUGGAUUUGUUUAAGACCUAAAAUAAUUAAGAAGGACAAAGAGCAAGUACAAUUAAGCAAAAAAGUCAUUCGUUAUAAUCAAUUUGCUUCAUCUUAAGAAGAAGCAUUUGAAACAAACAAACUCAUUAUAAAAGAAGAGAUUUUUAGAUUUCUGUGGGAUAUUAUCCAAAAAUUAGUAUUCUCAUAAUAGCAACUUGAAACUUCAAUGGCCUUAUUCAAAUCCAUUCUCAAAUUCCUCACAAAAAACAAUUGUAGUGUAUAUGUGUAUAAGAAUUCAGAUUUAUUUAUAUGA